AUGGAUUCUUCUGAUCUCUCCGACAUCCCAGCUGUUCGUCUCGCUUCUGGCGUUGAAAUGCAACAAAGAUGGCCAUCAUCAUCUGUUCAUAGCAAUGAUCCACAACAAUCUCUGCAUCAGCAACAACAGCAACAGCAACAGCAAAAGCCUACUGCUGGUGAAGCUCCUCGUCUCAUUGAAUUGGCACCUACGAGAGGUAGUCAAGGCACUGUUGUCACAGUUGUCGUGCAAUCAUUGCCUCAUCAAAUCGUUCCUGUCAAAUUGGCUUUCAACAGUCUUGUUGUAGACACCAAGCAAAUGCAAGCACAAGGCAUCACUUCCCUCGUCGCUGCCGUUCCUCCUUUCCAGCAUACGCACUCCACUACUGCUAAUGUUCCCAUCUCCAUCUGCAUGCUUGACAAAGACUCUGUUACUGAAACUUGGCCUGUAGCUGAAUUUGUCUAUGAGUUCGAUACAAAGGACAACAGCACCACAGCCACUACCACACCUACCACAUCUGCUUCAUCAAUCAACACUGUCAAUGAUUACAAUAAUGAUGAGAUGUCCAAUGAUAUAUCCCCCUAUCCACAUCAACAGCAACCUAGAGAGGAGAACUUUCUGGGUGGUGCAUCUACUCCUUCCAACUAUGACAGCUUCUAUCAACAACCUGUCAGCAAUUACAGCCAAUACAGUAGCUACUACAAUGCUCCCAGAGAUGUGUACAAUGACUCCAAAUACAAUCAAUACAGAGCCACUAAUCAAGCUCGUCCUAGUCAACAACCCUUGAACCCAUUGAACUAUAACAACAGCACCAUGAAUCUCUUUGGCUCAAGCACAACUGGCUUUACUGGCAUGUUGACUGGAUUUGAUCAAAACGAGUCUGUUCUCCCUACCUCGUUACCUCAAACUUCUCUUGGUUACCCUCAACAAGUGGCUGCUGCUGCUGCUGUACCUCCUCAACGCCAAUCAGCUCCUACUACACCAACCGCUUAUGGCUAUGCUAAAUCCUCUGUCCAUGUUCCCACUACCUCGGUUGCCAAUUAUCAACCCUAUCCCGGCCUUGUCAGUCGUGCCAAUCUCAAGAUCAUGGGUGAUCUGGAUUCUAUGGCCAAGAACUGGGCUGCUGAUGAAUGGGAGCACCGCCGUAGAUUGGUUCAAUUUUGGCGUGAACAGAAUGGCAAUGAGAUCCGCUGUACAUUUGACCCUGUUGCUCAAGGCGAACGUAUUACCUCUAACAGUGGCCACAUUGUUGUCUCUUGUAUCUACUGGGCUGAACGCAACGAUUGUUUCAUCACCUCUGUUGACUGUAUUCAUCUCUUGGAGUCUCUUAUGGACAUUAGAUUCAGCGUUGAAGAAAAGAACCGUGUCCGUCGUAACUUGGAAGGCUUCCGUCCAUUGACUGUGAGCAAAUGCAAGGCUGAAUCUGCCGAUUUCUUCAAGUUGAUUAUGAGCUUCCCUAAUCCCAAGCCAAGAAACAUUGAAAAGGACGUCAAGGUGUUCCCUUGGAAGACGCUUCCCUAUGCCCUCAAGAAGAUUGUCACCAAAUACACUGCUUCAUCCUACAACAGCAGCAGUAGCAGCAGCAGCAGCAAUAGCAACGCUCAACAUCAGCGUCGUGCUCAGUUGAAGAGCGCGAAUGCCACACCUACAACUACUUCUGUAUCUACUGGCAAUACAAAUACCACUUCCUACAUGAAUGUGCAUCAGCAGGAGAACAACGUGGACAGCUUCUACUCCAAUCCUCAAUCCAAUGUCUAUCAACAACCACAACAAACAUCAUCACCCUUUGCAUAUCAACCAUCACAGCCAUCACAACAACAACAACAACAACAACAACAACAAGAACCUAUUUCAUCAAUGUAUCAAAGCUCCCCAUCAUCAGUUCCUGCAUUUACAACUUCAUCUUACACACAGUCUUCUCCCGUUCUUGAUUCCAAGAAUACACCUUCCCCACGCCUGCAAUAUCCAUACAAUGAUAUGCUGAAUUCAAACGGUUCAGCAACUGGUGAUUUAGCUGGCAUGUCUGCCAAGGCUACCUCUUCUUCGUCAUCGAAUCAAGGAUCUCCUUGUCUGGAUAGACGCACCAGCCUCGACAAUCAGCAAGACUAUCUUGUCAAUUUUAAGAAUGAAUAA
Molecule: messenger RNA, 2112 nt
Organism: Mucor velutinosus
Lineage: Eukaryota; Fungi; Mucoromycota; Mucoromycetes; Mucorales; Mucoraceae
Product: phospholipid transporting ATPase
Exons: 3
Coding region: 1-2112 (703 amino acids)
Cellular component (GO): nucleus
Source: RefSeq, a predicted model, not a curated record